Aspergillus chevalieri is the source of this 954-nucleotide messenger RNA. RefSeq lists its product as uncharacterized. The record is from RefSeq and is a predicted model, not a curated record. Lineage: Eukaryota; Fungi; Ascomycota; Eurotiomycetes; Eurotiales; Aspergillaceae. The coding region runs from base 1 to 954 and encodes 317 amino acids. The transcript is spliced from 5 exons.
AUGACGCCGCCUCCUCUUCCUCCUGCGAACCCCGACGAGCACCAGUACUGGACCGAUCCUAUCCUGUGCGAGGAGACUCGGACCAGACUUGAGCAUUUCCGAAAUCUGGGAUGGCUUCCUCCUAACUACAAGCCCAAGACACUUGAAGGUCUUGCAGUUGUCGAACGGUACUGGCGAAGAUAUUGUGCACAUUCAAACGAGGACUAUGUGGAAUAUCUACUCUCGGAAGAUAAAGCCAUCUAUAUGAACUUUCUUGACUGGAUGUCAAGGACCUCGCGCGAGAAAAGACUUCAGACCUAUGAUGAAUAUUGGCGGCGCUUGUGCCAAUAUUUUGGUUUGUUUGCCCGCCAGCCUGUAAAUCAUCAUGUUCAUGAGCAGAUGCGACGAUACCUUGAACAAGUUUUCCCUGCAGAGCGCAAGAUCAGUUGUCCAAGAAAGCGCAAGCGGGGUGAUUCAUUUAAGAGUGAUCUUCCUCAACGGAUUUCGUCCGAUGACCUUCCCAACACUAUAUGUUACAGGGAUAUCGAGCUCUUUUACCUCAGAGACCCAGAUGGUGGUCGAGACGUUCUCUGUGCCAUCAUUGAAUUUCAUAAUCUUAAGGGCCGGCCAGAGGGUGCUGAUGGGACGAAGUUCUUCAUGCAUGGAGAUUAUCAAUUGGCAUAUUGUCCAAUCGCUCAAAUUGUGUCACUGGCCUUCCGCGAUGACGCUUUUGAAAACGAGCUGACCUCGGAGUUGAUCUGGCGGAUUAAGGUUCCGAAGCGUACCAGAGCUCUUCCACUUCGGUGGAAAAAGGAUAAGUUGAACCUUCCGCUACUUCGACGUGUGGUUCGAACUCCAUAUGGCUAUGGGGUUCAUCCAACACUACCAAUGACUUAUGACUCGAGCCGGCUGGCACUCAAAGAUCUGGGAGAGGACAGAGGAUUUGAGGACAACCUAGGUCAUUACAACUUCUGA